This is a messenger RNA of Coregonus clupeaformis (lake whitefish), 3197 nucleotides long. RefSeq names its product probable G-protein coupled receptor 153. Gene Ontology annotation, biological process: G protein-coupled receptor signaling pathway. Gene Ontology annotation, molecular function: G protein-coupled receptor activity. The coding region runs from base 694 to 2559 and encodes 621 amino acids. The transcript has 7 exons. The record is from RefSeq and is a predicted model, not a curated record. Lineage: Eukaryota; Metazoa; Chordata; Actinopteri; Salmoniformes; Salmonidae. Gene Ontology annotation, cellular component: membrane.
CAAUCAGAUAUCCAAGUCACUACCUCUCUUCUCCGCGGGUACAUCCUAUGUGAUGUGAUGUAAAUAAUGUUACCCUUAAUUUAGCUUAGGAAAUUGCAUGAAAUAUAAAUUCUUACGUCACAUUUUUUGAGAGAUGACACGCCAAUAGUGAUGAUCACCGCAAGCCGUCACAAAUAUAAGUUUUUUCUGCAGAGACAACGCGGCGCACGCUCACAAUAAUGGCCACGUACAGCUGUGCUGAUAUGGUGACUGUUUCAAGACUGCCCGUUCAUUUUCGAAGUCAUAGUGUUGGAUUGAUGUUAAUGGUCGCCCGUGUUGAUCCUCUAUUCGGAAUGUAAGGACAGACCUCAACUUUUGUGGACUACAGCAAAAGCAAUAUCACAGAAGAGAUUGGAAUUGUCUGCCGGUGGAAUCGUCUUUCGUAAGGUCUCUUAGCAACACUGGCUGGGCUCGGCCACUCCUCCCCAGUCUCUCCCCCUCCUCCGCCCUCCCCUUCUACUUUUUCUCUCCUGCUGUGCCCUCUGCCCCCUGCUGCACCACCCAUCCCGUGGAAAGUGCCCGUCCACCCCGGUAGGAUGCCCGCCCCGUCCUACUGUGCCCUGCGCCCCCUCCUGCCCGCCUUCACCGCCACCACCUUCUCCUCCGCUGUGCCCGUUCCUCUCGCCACCACAGCCGCCACUGCCCCGCCCUCCGAUGGCAUCGUCCCCGCGCACCGCCAUGGAUGAGGAUGAGGUGAGCGAGGUGAUCAGCACCAAUGCGCUGGCCUGGCUGGUGUGCUCGGCCGUGUCCAUCCUGGCCAACGCCUGGGGCAUCCUGAGCGUAAGCGCCAAGCAGAAGAAGUGGAAGCCGCUGGAGUUCCUCAUCUGCACGCUGGCUGCCACACAUAUCCUCAACAUGGCUAUCCCCAUCACCAUGUACUGCAUCAUCACCCUCCGCCGCCAGCACUCCAGCUACGAGUGGAACGAGGGCCUGUGCAAGGUGUUCGUGUCCACAUUCUACACCCUGACGCUGGUCACCUGCUUCUCGGUCACCUCGCUCUCCUACCACCGCAUGUGGAUGGUGCGCUGGCCCGUCAACUACAGGUUGAGUAACACCAAGAAGCAGGCGGUGCACACUGUGAUGGGCAUCUGGAUGGUGUCCUUCAUCCUGUCCACGCUGCCCGCCGUGGGCUGGCACGACACCAUUGACCGCUUCUAUGCCCGCGACUGCCGCUUCAUCGUCACGGAGAUCGGCCUGGGCUUCGGCGUGUGCUUCCUGCUGCUGAUCGGCGGCAGCGUGGCCAUGGGCAUCAUCUGCAUCGGCAUUGCCCUCUUCCAGACCUUUGCCAUCCACGCGGGCCACAAGGCUGACAAAAACAAGUUCAACGUGCCCACCAUCGUGGUGGAGGACGCGCAGGGCAAGCGGCGCUCGUCCAUCGACGGCUCGGAGCCGCUCAAGACCUCGCUUCAGAUCACCUACUUGAUCAGCGGCAUAGUCUUCAUCUACGACUUCCUUACCGGCUUCCCCAUCCUGGUGGUGAGCUUUGCCAGUCUGAAGUACGACCGCUCCUACAGCUGGAUGGUGCUGUGCGUGCUGUGGUGCUCCAUUGCCCAGUCCAUCCUGCUGCCCAUGUUCCUGUGGGCGUGCGACCGCUACCGCGCAGACGUGCGUAUGGUCUGGGAGAAGUGCGUGGCCAUCAUGUCUAACGACGACGUGGACGAAGAGGGCUUGCCUUGUAUAUCACAAUACAGUUUUCUCAGAACAAUGUGGAAUGUGCCCCCUACAAGAAGAUUCUCCCACGACGAAACCGACAUGUGGACCAGCGGCCAGAUCCCCUCCUACCUGCACCGCUGGAGCUCCACCGAGGACGUGAUGGGGAUGGCCCACUACAGCUCCAGCUUGCCACGCCACGAGCGCCACAGGACCAGCCUUGUCUCCUACCACGAGGAGAGCCACCCACACCGCAAGCGCCGGCGCUCCGAGGAUAGCGGGCACAUGCUCAAGCAGCUGCCGCGGGGGAGUGGCGGCGAACACUACGAGAAGGCGGAUUUGCGCUGCUUCAGCCGCGAUGAGGUCAUCAACAAGACCCCGCUGCCCAGCCACAUGAAGAGCCCGCGCCGCACCUCCACCAUCUCCCUAAUCCCGGACGUCUGUGAGCAGCACAUCUUGUACCCGCAUUUCCCACUCACUGACUUUGAGCAUGAGCCCCAGGCCCUGCGGCGCCUCUCGGAGCAUGGCAGGAGCUGUAGCCGGGUAGGGUCGCUGGAUGGCUCGCACAGGACGGGCGGCGGUGGUGGGGAAAGCUCUGGGAUGUGCCGUUCAGGUAAUGGUUCUCUCCGUGAACACCGGCGGGAGAGGACGCGCCAAGGAGAACUGUUCCCCAUGGGCCAAAGCCUACCGACUGUGGAGCACUCGUCUCGCAGGACAGGAGCCCACAGGGCUGGGCCAGACUGGGGGGACCACAAACACCUGACUACGGGAGAGAAUAAAGGAAGCACAAAUAGUUUUAUAAACUCACCUUCUGCAUCGCCCUCUGGAUAUUUCACAUUUCACUCAGAUUCCAUAGGAUCUGCCACCUAGAUAGGAGUGGAGAAAGUUAUUAUUAUUGUUGUUAUUAUUAUUACAGAACCAUGGCAUUGGGGUGGUUGAAAGAUUUAAAACUGGUAUAUCCUAAAUAAUUGUUGUUUUUAUUCAAGCUAGGACUUAUACACAGCUAUUAUUGGCUUUGUACACGUCAUGACUUGCCUACCUUUGCUUUAGAACCUGGUAGGCUAGACAACGUAGCAACUUUGAAAGAGGCUGUGCAAUUCCUGGGAGACAGUGAGCUUCACCACAAAGUGACUCAAACACAUUGGUUUUUACUACACCCAUCUCCUUCAUAUUCCACUUUUUUGUUUUGCAUAGUUUUCUAUUACGUCGUUUUCUAUUGAAAUUGGUAUUUUGUGACUUUUUUGCACUUACUCAACAUUUCAAAUCACAUUUUGGAGAUAUUUGAAAAGAGAUUAGAUUAAAGGCUAAAACUGCCGAUGUUCAUUUUUGUUGUGGUUAUGAAAAGUCUCUUUGAUGGAUGAUGAUUUGCUAGAUUUUUGGUCACAAUUAACAAGGAAGAGAGGGAAUGUUUUCAGGAAAUAUACAAGACGUUAUUUCUUCAUUAAGGAAACCCUGACGUUGUAUUGUGGCCUGCAUACCAUUAAAUAUCCUAUACUGACAAACAAAGA